AUGUCCGGAGCUCUUGAUGUCCUGCAGAUGAAGGAGGAGGAUUUCCUCAAAUUCCUUGCUGCAGGAACCCACUCAGGUGGCACCAACCUUGACUUUCAGAUGGAGCAGUACAUCUACAAACGGAAAAGUGAUGGUAUCUACAUCAUAAAUCUGAAGAGGACCUGGGAGAAGCUGUUGCUCGCGGCUCGGGCCAUUGUUGCCAUUGAGAACCCUGCUGACGUCAGCGUCAUUUCCUCCAGGAACACUGGCCAGCGAGCUGUGCUCAAGUUUGCUGCUGCCACAGGAGCCACUCCAAUUGCUGGCCGCUUCACACCUGGGACCUUCACUAACCAGAUCCACGAAGCCUUCAGGGAGCCACGACUUCUAGUGGUAACUGAUCCCAGGGCUGACUACCAGCCCCUCACAGAGGCCUCUUAUGUCAACCUGCCCACCAUUGCUCUGUGUAACACAGACUCUCCCCUGCGCUAUGUGGACAUUGCCAUCCCGUGCAACAAGGGAACUCAUUCAGUGGGUCUGAUGUGGUGGAUGCUGGCCCGGGAAGUACUCCGCAUGCGAGGUACUAUCUCCCGUGAGCACCCAUGGGAGGUUAUGCCUGAUCUUUACUUCUAUAGAGACCCAGAGGAGAUUGAGAAGGAGGAACAGGCUGCUGCUGAGAAGGCUGUGACCAAGGAGGAAUUCCAGGGUGAAUGGACUGUACCAGCUCCUGAGUUCACUGCUGCUCAGCCUGAGGUGGCCGAUUGGUCUGAGGGUGUGCAGCUACCCUCUGUGCCCAUCCAGCAGUUCCCCACGGAGGACUGA
Grammomys surdaster is the source of this 798-nucleotide messenger RNA. Its product is annotated as 40S ribosomal protein SA-like. The transcript has a single exon. Gene Ontology annotation, cellular component: cytosolic small ribosomal subunit; ribosome; 90S preribosome. Bases 1 to 798 code for a protein of 265 amino acids. Gene Ontology annotation, biological process: ribosomal small subunit assembly; cytoplasmic translation. NCBI's taxonomy places the organism in Eukaryota, Metazoa, Chordata, Mammalia, Rodentia, Muridae. Gene Ontology annotation, molecular function: structural constituent of ribosome. The record is from RefSeq and is a predicted model, not a curated record.